AUGAAGUCGUUGCUCUCAUUCCUGCUACUGCUGCUUGCAGCUGCUGCCCAGGCCAUCAGCGUGGGUGGCCGCCGCAUCCUGGCGAUCUGGGAUGAUAUAGAGGAGCAGGCCAGCUAUUCCAAGUUUGUGAGGGAUCUAGAGGAUCGGGGGUUCAAGGUCAGCCAUGCGACACCCAAGAUGGAGUCUCUGGCUCUGUUCCACCUGGGAUCGAGGACGUUUGACCACGUCAUUAUCUUCCCUACAAAGUCAAAGGGUCUUGGUCCCAACCUGACUGCCAAGGUCCUCCUUGACUUCAUCAAUGCCAACGGCAACAUCCUCCUGGCCCUCAGCUCCAGCCAACCCGCUCCCACCGCCAUCAACUCCCUCCUUCUCGAGCUCGAUAUCCAACUCCCUGCCGACCGAACUGGCCUCGUCGUGGACCACUUCAACUACGAUGCCUCGAGCGCUUCGGACCUGCAUGAUGUGCUCGCUCUGCCUCCUCCGGGCCCACUCCGACCAGGCUUGAAGGACUUCUUCGCCAGCGGCAGCAAGGACCAGCUGCUUGCUUUCCCUCGCGGUGUUGGACAUACUCUGGGAAGCGGCGCUCUCCUCACCCCCAUCCUCCGUGCCCCGCGCACCGCAUACAGCUACGACCCGAAAGAGCAGGCCGAGGUGGUUGAUGACCUGUUUGCUGCCGGCGAGCAGCUUGCUCUUGUCUCCGCCUUCCAGGCCCGCAACUCUGCGCGAUUCGCCGUUGUUGGCUCGGCAGAGAUGCUGCAGGACAAGUGGUUCGAUGCAAAGGUCAAGAAGGUUGGUGAGAAGAAGGAGGUUGCCACGUUCAACCGCGAGUUCGCCAAGCGAUUGACUGGCUGGGCUUUCCAGGAGAUCGGUGUCGUGCAGGUCAGGUGGAUUGAGCAUCACCUUAACGAGGAGGGCGCUCGUAAUAUCUCAAACCCCUCUAUCUACCGUAUCAAGCAGGACGUGUCCUACUCCAUUUCUAUCUCUGAAUGGCAGUGGGAUCACUGGGCGCCGUUCAUCGUCCCCGAAGGAGACGAUCUCCAGCUCGAAUUCAGCAUGCUGUCUCCUUUCCACCGUCUCAAGCUGGAGCAUGAUCCUUCUCGGUCCUCGAGCGAGUUCGCGGUGUAUGCCGUCGACUUCACAACGCCCGACCAGCACGGCAUCUUCAACUUCAUGGUCAACUACAAGCGGCCUUUCUUCACUAACAUUGAAGAGAAGCUGACUGUCACCGUCCGCCACAUGGCCCACGACGAGUGGGCGCGUUCCUACCUCAUCACGGCGGCGUACCCCUGGCUGGGAGGCAUCAUUGCCACGAUCGGUGGCUGGCUCCUCUUUGUUCUGAUCUGGCUGUUCAGUGCGCCCAAGAACCAGGCAUCGACGAUUAAGAAGACGCAAUAG
Molecule: messenger RNA, 1395 nt
Organism: Phaeoacremonium minimum UCRPA7
Lineage: Eukaryota; Fungi; Ascomycota; Sordariomycetes; Togniniales; Togniniaceae
Product: putative dolichyl-di-phosphooligosaccharide-protein glycotransferase protein
Exons: 4
Coding region: 1-1395 (464 amino acids)
Cellular component (GO): oligosaccharyltransferase complex; endoplasmic reticulum membrane
Source: RefSeq, a predicted model, not a curated record